AUGUUGAAAGUGUUUUGGCAAGGCUUCGAGGACGUCCAGUCAUCAUGGGAGCCGCUCAAGAAGUUAAUGCGCGAAUGCCCAGCCGUGGUCAAAAUGUAUGUGGCGACCAAGAAGGACGCCGAAGACUAUGAGACAUUGGCCAAGGCGAUGAAGCGGGCAAAGACAGUGCAGUAG
Aphanomyces astaci is the source of this 174-nucleotide messenger RNA. RefSeq lists its product as hypothetical. NCBI's taxonomy places the organism in Eukaryota, Oomycota, Saprolegniomycetes, Saprolegniales, Verrucalvaceae. The record is from RefSeq and is a predicted model, not a curated record. The transcript has a single exon. Bases 1 to 174 code for a protein of 57 amino acids.